Molecule: messenger RNA, 582 nt
Organism: Camellia sinensis
Lineage: Eukaryota; Viridiplantae; Streptophyta; Magnoliopsida; Ericales; Theaceae
Source: RefSeq, a predicted model, not a curated record
AUGGAGGAUGUGAUGAGGGAAAAAGAGGGAGGUGAAAAAGAGACUGGGCUUGGGCUUUUCUACAAGAAGGAUGAGAAUUUUGGGGAAUGGUACUCCGAGGUGGUCGUUAGUGGUGAAAUGAUUGAAUAUUAUUAUGAUAUCUCUGGUUGUUAUAUUUUGAGGCCAUGGACAAUGUCAAUAUGGGAAACCAUGCAAGCCUUUUUUGAUGGUGAAAUAAAGAAGAUGAAGAUAAAAAAUUGCUAUUUCCCUCUUUUUGUUUCUCUGGGAGUCUUGCAGCGAGAAAAAGAUCACAUUGAGGGGUUUGCCCCUGAGGUUGCUUGGGUUACAAAAUCUAGAGAAUCUGAGUUAGAAGUGCCCAUUGCUAUUCGUCCUACAAGUGAGACUGUUAUGUAUCCAUAUUACUCGAAAUGGAUAAGAGGGCACCGUGACUUGCCAUUAAAGCUAAACCAAUGGUGUAAUGUUGUUCGAUGGGAGUUCAGUCAUCCUACUCCAUUCAUUAGGUACUCCCUUACAGACCUGUUGGCGUCCAUUUUGCAAUCAGAUUAUUUUAUUGAAAGCGCACACUUGUUAGCCUUUGAUUGA